AUGUUAUACCCGGAACCGACCCGGACCCGACGGGCACCAAAAUAUACGCCACAACAACUCGAACAAAUACCAGGAAAGUGCCGAAAAUUACGUCGAAAAAUUACAGAUCCCAAAACAUUCCUCAUCAUGGGCGAUGAAAAAUACUUUUCAUUUUCUGGUGAUAAUAUGCCUAGCAAUGCUGGAUUUUGGUCUGGCGACAAAGAACAUGUAUCACCCGAAGUGAAUUUUAAAUCCAAACAAAAAUUCGCACCUAAAAUAUUAGUAUGGUUGGGAAUAUCUAGCAAAGGUAUCUCAGCACCAUACAUUGGAACUACGAAAGGUCCAGCUGUCAAUGGCGAUAUAUAUAUUAAAAAAUGCUUACCAAAACUAUUGACAUUUAUCUAUGAACAUCAUCAAGAUGAUAAAUAUGUAUUUUGGCCUGAUCUCGCCAGCUCACAUUAUGCCAAGAAGACAAUCGAAUGGCUCAAUGAACAGAACGUACCUUUUGUACCGAGAGCGGCUAACCCGCCGAAUGUUCCCAAGACAAGACCAAUCGAGGACUUUUGGUCAAUAUUGGCUGAUCAGGUGUACAAUGGAGGUUGGGAGACUACGAAUCAGAAAUAA
This is a messenger RNA of Rotaria socialis, 603 nucleotides long. Lineage: Eukaryota; Metazoa; Rotifera; Eurotatoria; Philodinida; Philodinidae. The record is from the annotation of a GenBank genome assembly.